CUCCUGUACACAAAGAGAAGAUGUUAUUUGCCACUCAUUCAUUACAGCUUCAUGAGUACUUCUGCAAAGCAGAUAGAUCAAAGACCAUUUUCUGAAAUAAACAAGGAGGAUGCCACUAUUAUCUCUCUUAGUUCUCUUCCUCUCCUUCUCGGCUUCGUCAGAAGGUCAGACACUCUGCAGCGACAAUAAUGGCGGCAUGUACAUGCCAAACAGCACCUACAAAUCCAACCUUGUAUCCCUCGCUGAACUACUGUUUGCCAAAGCCACAGAGGAGCACUCAGCUACUGGCACGGCUGGCAUAGGACCAGACAAGGUCUAUGGUGCAGUGCUUUGUCGGGGUGAUUCUGACGGCUCCGACUGUCGGAAGCGCCUAACCAGGGCCCUUGAUGAAGCAAUCAACAGCAAAGCUGGCAACUCUUACUCCCUCCAGAGUAACAACGUGACCUACUACGACGACCAAUACCAGGCACAGAUAAGCUUCUCUGACCAGGACUUCCUUUCCAACUUCAGCAACAUGCCCGGGUGCACCGUGAAUACUAACCUGAACUCCGUGACGGCCACUGGAGUAGCCAAGCGUUAUGAAGACCUUGUCAACAAGCUGAUACAUGCGCUUGCUGAUGUUGUGGUGAGCCGAGCAGAAAAAUAUGCAGUCAGGAAAGUGAGGUCUGAGGAGACAGGACAGACGGUGUAUGGGCUGGCGCAGUGCAUACGGGAUAUGCCAUAUGAGAGUUGUGCGGCAUGCCUGGAUCGCAUAAUCUCUGACAUGCAGAGUAAGAUCAUUGCUGGCCAGAUAGGGGCAGCAUUUCUUGGGGUGUGGUGCACAUUGCGUUAUGAGACGGACACACAGUUCUUUACUGAUACCAAGAUGCUGUCCAUGGGAGAGCUUCCGCGAUUUGUAAAACACACUUUUCGAUGGAACAAUGCAGUCUUGGUUGGCGUUGGAGGUUUCCUGCUAGUAAUAUCAAUUUCUUGCUUGGUUUUUCAUAUAUGGGUCAAAACACAACGACCAAGAGAACAAACAAUAUUUAAACUAGGACGGCUGUAUUUGUCAAUACAAAUUGCAAUAAAUCUUUGGAGGAUGGGAGGAGCCAACACAGAAUUUUCAGUUUAUGAUUUCUCCAAGAUAAAAGAAGCUACAAAUAACUUCUCGAUUGGUAACAAACUGGGACAAGGUGGCUUUGGUCCUGUAUAUAAGGGCCGAUUAAGAAAUGGACACAAAAUAGCAGUCAAGAGACUGCAAACAUCUUCUUUGCAAGGUUUACUGGAAUUCCAAAACGAAAUUCAACUCAUAGCAAAGGUUCAACACAAAAAUCUCGUGAAACUGCUGGGAUGUUGCACUCAAGGAGGUCGAGAAAAAAUGCUAGUAUAUGAAUAUAUGGAAAACAAAAGCCUAGACAACUUCAUCUUUGAUAUCAUUAAAGGAAGGCGAUUAAACUGGUCAAAACGUUUGCGCAUAAUUGAUGGGACAGCUCAAGGUCUUCUUUAUCUUCACAACUACUCACGAAUAUGCAUUGUUCUUAGGGAUUUCAAAGCAAGGAAGGAGACCACGACAAGGAUUCAGACGGGAGUCAACCGAGCUGACCGUGACCUGGAAACGAACGGAGACACGGCCUCCGCCGAUGCACCUCCACUACGCGACCAUGGCCGUUCCAACGUGAGCGGGCCGUUUCAUCAGUUGCAGGACACCUCAAGCCGCCGAACUGCGUCGAGCACCGCCCAGCACCAUGGCCGCAGCCAGAUUGCCGCGGGCCUCGGCCACAACCGCGCCUGGCUGUCUCCGCCGCUCCCGCGGCCGAGUCAGGCCACUUCUGCCUGCGCCGAGCUGCCAGUGCGCCUCGCCUCCUCCGAGCCGCCUGUGCGCCUUGCUGCCACCAUCGACCUCGCGCCGAGCCGCCGCUGCGCCGUCGCCUCCACGUCUGAGCCGCUGCGUGGCCAUGCUGAGUCGCCCGCUUCCGGUAUGGCUGUCGCGACGACGCCCCUCAAAGCCGCCCCUGCACGGUCUUGCAUUGAGCCGCCGUCCCGAGGUUACAGCCGCGCUGACCCGCGCCGCCGCGCCUCGAACCAGCCCGGCUUCACGACCGUCCCGCCGUGGCUUCGAACCGGCCCUGCCUCCGCACGCCUCUGCGGCUAUACCUGA
Messenger RNA from Triticum urartu, 2137 nucleotides. NCBI's taxonomy places the organism in Eukaryota, Viridiplantae, Streptophyta, Magnoliopsida, Poales, Poaceae. The record is from RefSeq and is a predicted model, not a curated record.